CAGGUUUCAUUAUGUUGAAAACGUUUUUCCAAGUCAAUGUUAAUUAGCUUACAAGGAGUAAUUCAGGAAUUAAUUCAUCACCAGUCAUGACGCGGGGCGGGGUCGAUAAGUUUUCCCCGACGGUCCCCAUCCCUCGAAGAAUAUCUAAUGAAGGAGUCUAUUAAUUGUUCGGAUGCAAAAAUGGCGCAAGGGGGUAUAUAAAGCGGGGACCGAAGAGGCGACGGUCAUUUCCAACCAUGGUCCGAUCUGGAUACACAGCCCUUUCCAUCUUAGCCGUCUGCUGCAUCGCGACUCAAGCCGGCUCCCACAUCCACGACUGCGCACCCUGCAGGGGCGAAGAGUGCAACAAGUUCAGGACUGACUGUCCGUAUGGUGUGGUCAAAAAUUGGUGCGAACACUACGUCUGCGGUCAGGGUCCCGGAGAAAGGUGCGGCGGCCGUCAUCAAUUCGGUCUGAUCUGUGGCGACGGUAUGCAGUGCAACAGCUGUAAGGUGUGCACUGGAUGUUCUCAAGCUAUGGCCGAAAAUGGAAUUAUGUUAUGCGAUAAUACAUACUGUCCGCCUAAUUACUAGACACAGCAUAUUCUAAAAUGUGCCUUUUCCUCUUCGAAUUCAAUCCAUUAUAUUAGUAUUAUGAUUUCAAUUGCUGUCAUAAACUGUAUUGAUCAUGAAACUUUCAAUAAUUGUUUGAAUUGAUAAUCAGGAAUGUUAUCGAACAACACUUGAGAUGAAUAAAUUGUGAAAACACAAAUAAAUUUACCAAAGGCCAAACAUGUAUUUUUUCAUCCUAAUUAAGUUCUAGAUAAUAAAAUAGAUGCCUCUUUAAUGAAUUAUCAACCUCGCUCGUCCACAACCCUCGACGAGUUAUUGGACGUCCUCUCGUC
Messenger RNA from Cimex lectularius (bed bug), 883 nucleotides. RefSeq names its product neuroparsin-A-like. Bases 237 to 572 code for a protein of 111 amino acids. The record is from RefSeq and is a predicted model, not a curated record. The transcript has a single exon. NCBI's taxonomy places the organism in Eukaryota, Metazoa, Arthropoda, Insecta, Hemiptera, Cimicidae.